AUGGCACAAAUUGGAUCCGGAGAGGUGGAGAGGUGGUGGGGGAGGAGGUGGAGAGGAGGUAGAGAGGAGGUGGUCAGGAGGUGGAGAGGAGGUGAGGAGGAGGUGGUCAGGAGGUGGAGAGGAGGUGGUCAGGAGGUGGAGAGGAGGUGGGGAGGAGGUGGAGAGGAGGUGGUCAGGAGGUGGAGAGGAGGUGGUCAGGAGGUGGAGAGGAGGUGGGGAGGAGGUGGGGAGGAGGUGGGGGGAGGAGGUGGUCAGGAGGUGGAGAGGAGGUGGUCAGGAGGUGGAGAGGAGGUGGAGAGGAGGUGGUCAGGAGGUGGGGAGGAGGUGGUCAGGAGGUGGAGAGCAGGUGGAGAGGUGGGGAGGAGGUGGAGAGGAGGUGGUCAGGAGGUGGAGAGGAGGUGGAGAGGAGGUGGUCAGGAGGUGGAGAGGAGGUGGUCAGGAGGUGGAGAGGAGGUGGGGAGGAGGUGGAGAGGAGGUGGUCAGGAGGUGGAGAGGAGGUGGUCAGGAGGUGGAGAGGAGGUGAUCAGGAGGUGGAGAGGAGGUGGGGAGGAGGUGGGGAGGAGGUGGAGAGGAGGUGGUCAGGAGGUGGAGAGGAGGUGGUCAGGAGGUGGAGAGGAGGUGGAGAGGAGGUGGUCAGGAGGUGGGGAGGAGGUGGUCAGGAGGUGGAGAGCAGGUGGAGAGGUGGGGAGGAGGUGGAGAGGAGGCGGAGAGGAGGUGGAGAGGAGGUGGAGAGGAGGUGGGGAGGAGGUGGAGAGGAGGCGGAGAGGAGGCGGAGAGGAGGUGGAGGUGGAGAGGAGCUGGGGAGGAGGUGGGGAGGUGGUGGGGAGGAGGUGGAGAGGAGGUGGGGAGGAGGUGGAGAGGAAGUGGUCAGGACGUGGAGAGGAGGUGAGGAGGAGGUGGUCAGGAGGUGGGGAUGAGGUGGGGAGGUGGUGGGGAGGAGGUGGUCAGGAGGUGGAGAGGAGGUGGGGAGAAGGUGGGGAGGAGGGAAGCAGGUGGAGAGGAGGUGGGGAGGUGGUGGAGAGGAGGUGGUCAGGAGGUGGAGAGGAGGUGGGGAGGAGGUGGGAAGCAGGUGGAGAGGAGGUGGGGAGGAGGUGGUCAGGAGAUGGAGAGGAGGUGAGGAGGAGGUGGUUAGGAGGUGGAGAGGAGGUGGUCAGGAGGUGGAGAGGAGGUGGGGAGGAGGUGGAGAGGAGGUGGGGAGGAGGUGGAGAGGAGGUGGUUAGGAGGUGGUCAGGAGGUGGAGAGGAGGUGGUCAGGAGAUGGAGAGGAGGUGAGGAGGAGGUGGUCAGGAGGUGGAGAGGAGGUGGGGAGGAGGUGGAGAGGAGGUGGUCAGGAGGUGGGGAGGAGGUGGAGAGGAGGUGGGGAGGAGGUGGGAAGCAGGUGGAGAGGAGGUGGGGAGGAGGUGGUCAGGAGAUGGAGAGGAGGAGGUGGAGAGGAGGUGGGGAGGAGGUGGAGAGGAGGUGGGGAGGAGGUGGAGAGGAGGUGGAGGUGGAGAGGAGGUGGGGAGGAGGUGGAGAGGAGGUGGUCAGGAGGUGGGGAGGAGGUGGAGAGGAGGUGGGGAGGAGGUGGUCAGGAGGUGGUCAGGAGGUGGAGAGGAGGUGGUGGGGAGGAGGUGGUGGUCAGGAGGUGGGGAGGAGGUGGGGAGGAGGUGGUGGUCAGGAGGUGGUGAGGAGGUGGGGAGGAGGUGGAGAGGAGGUGGGGAGGAGGUGGUCAGGAGGUGGGGAGGAGGUGAGGAGGUGGAGACGAGGUGGGGAGGUGGUGGGGAGGAGGUGGUCAGGAGGUGGGGAGGAGGUGGGGAGGAGGUGGUGGUCAGGAGGUGGUGAGGAGGUGGGGAGGAGGUGGUGGGGAGGAGGUGGAGAGGAGGUGGGGAGGAGGUGGUCAGGAGGUGGGGAGGUGGUCAGGAGGUGGGGAGGAGGUGGUGAGGAGGUGGAGACGAGGUGGGGAGGUGGUGGCGAGGAGGGGGUCCGGAGGGGGGGAGGUGGUGAGGAGGUGGAGAGGAGGUGGAGACGAGGUGGGGAGGUGGUGGGGAGGAGGUGGUCAGGAGGUGGGGAGGAGGUGGGGAGGAGGUGGAGACGAGGUGGGGAGGUGGUGGGGAGGAGGUGGAGAGGAGGUGGGGAGGAGGUGGUCAGGAGGAGAGGAGGAGGUGGUCAGGAGGUGGAGAGGAGGUGGGGAGGAGGUGGAGAGGAGGUGGGGAGGAGGUGGAGAGGAGGUGGUCAGGAGGAGAGGAGGAGGUGGUCAGGAGGUGGAUGCGGGUUCAACGGCUGUUUGGUGUGCGGCUGCCCGGGGAGUGGAUGA
Messenger RNA from Knipowitschia caucasica, 2292 nucleotides. The record is from the annotation of a GenBank genome assembly. NCBI's taxonomy places the organism in Eukaryota, Metazoa, Chordata, Actinopteri, Gobiiformes, Gobiidae.